Messenger RNA from Trichomonas vaginalis G3, 1122 nucleotides. RefSeq lists its product as uncharacterized. Bases 1 to 1122 code for a protein of 373 amino acids. NCBI's taxonomy places the organism in Eukaryota, Parabasalia, Trichomonadida, Trichomonadidae. The transcript has a single exon. The record is from RefSeq and is a predicted model, not a curated record.
AUGUCGGCUCAAAAACACCAAUUACUAAUUCAUGUACACGAUUUCCAGCCCGGUUUAUCAAAUUCACAACUUAAAUGCGGACAUGCUCCAGUUAAACAGUGCAUUGCCACCAAUAUAUCAUUACGUGGACAAUCUCUCAUCAUAAAUAAUCCUGCAAUUUAUAAAUUUCCACAAAACUUUUUAUCAUUAGGUGGAAGAAUCAAUACAUCAUUCUACAAAAUGGCUAAAAUCGAUAGCACACAAACUAUUGAUUCGGGAAAUCCUUUUCAAAUGGCUGCAGACUAUAUAACUGAUCGUGUUGCUGUAAUCGGAACUUUAGGAACAGCCAAAUCGCAAAAUAGAUUCAUUAAUAGACUUUUGGAUUUAUAUAUUCCAUUGGAUUCCAUUUUUAAAUCCGAAGACCCGAAAAAUCAGAAGAUUCAUUCAUUUCUUGAUAUAAAUCCUUCAAUAGAAAUAGAUCCAUUCUUAAAAUCAAUUACAAAUGAAUCCUAUAAUACGCAAAUGAAUACGCAUACAGCUAUAUUCGAUAAAGUGAUUUUGGGAUUGCAAAAAUUUGAUAAUUUUGACAUGAAUUAUCUUUCAUCACCAUAUACCGAGAAAUCGUUAACUAUACCUCCAGGACUUCUGAGAUCUCAUUUUUCAAUGUCUAAAACAGAUCCUAGAUUAAUUACAGUUUUAUUACCACCAGAAGAUAAAAUAGUAAAUCUCACGAGGUCUCUCGAGACUAUUAAAAGCAAAUGCACUAAGUGUAAUAUACAAAUUAUUAAUUAUUCAUCAUUAUUAGUUCAAAAUUAUAUCAAUACAAUUUCAAAGUCCAAGAUAUUGAUUGCAGGUAGAUAUUACGGAUCAGAACUUUCAUAUUUUAUGAAUCCUGGAAGUAUUCUGUUAGAACUUUCUCAAAAUAUGUUUGAUUGUGAUGAAAGAUCAAAAUUACUGGCCCAAGCAGCCGGAGUUGCCUAUUAUAAUCUUGGUUCUAGUGUUUCUUAUGAUUGGAACGAAUGUAAAAAUAAUUGUAACAGCCAAUUUUGUCUUGAACUUGUUUCUUCAAUGAAACUAUAUACAGAGCCAGCAAUGUUUAAUGCCGCAUGGGAUGUAUCAUUCAAACAAAUUCAAGAAUCUUGA